AUGGGUGGGUGUGAUGUGAUGGAAACCCACAAUGACUUCAACAGGAACCAUGAUCAGUCCAGGCGAAGGGCAGCGGGAGCCCAGGGCCUCCAGCACCAGCCACGAUCAGGGUCUUCACGCUUGAGGAAUGUGGAUGCACCAAUCGUGGGUAUACAGUCACCAACAAUGUUUAUACCUCAAGUGAAAAGCCAGAGUGAGGUAAUUAUUCCUGGGUACCCAACUGUCCCUGCUCAUUUCCAGUCAGAAAGGAUGGCAAGUUCUCCAGAUGAAGUGCAGAACUUGGCUACUGAUGCAGUUUUAAAGCAAUUGGGGAUGCUGCAAACCCCGGUGCGUAACCAAACUGCUAAUGCAAGAAUGUUGCAGAAUGGUCAGGCUUACAGAGGUCCUCCACUUACACCACAAUAUUACAUGACCUCUCCAGUGACCAUGGCUCCCAUUAUUACGCCUUCCAUACCUACACCAACUGCACAAAGCAUGGCAGUUACUCCUGGCACAUACUUGGUGCCAUCUCCUACUCUUGCUGGAUAUGAGAGCCUGAAUCCAUAUACUCUGCAAAGUGCUUAUUACCAGCAUGCUUUGAUGGGUCAGCAGGCGGGCAUUGCAACUCUAGAAAGGCCUCGAUAUAGCGCAACGGAAUAGAUUUUGGUGGAAUGUAAGGUAUUAUGUAAAAGAGAUGUGAUUUGCAAUAGAUUAUUUAUUACAUGUUUUUUAUUACAAAAAAAAAUGUUGUUUACAAACCUAGUAUCAGCUGUUCAUAUAAAACAUGUUCAUAUAAAUGGAUAAUAAACAAUAGCUAUAUACUCAGGAAAAAAACAUUGUUUACAACUUAAAGCCUGGAAAAAAAAAAAAAAUAAAAAGUUUAACAUCAAGAAUAUUACUGAAUGAUAUUUUCCAAAGCAAAAAAUUACUGUUAUGGUCUAAAAUAAAAUAAGUGAGGCAUAUUUUUGUUAGUAUCUGGAAUAGAAUAUAUUUAACUUUUUUCUUUUUUUUUUGCACAUGUAACUUUUAUAACACGAGUUCUUCAAAAAAUAUGGAAUUGAAUAUUAGUUUGGAGAGCAUUGCUAUAUAAUGCCAUAAUUAUUUUGAAAUGGGAGUCAGCUAAAGUUUUUAAUAAAAAAAAAUCUAAACCAGAUAGAUUAAUUGUUUUUUUGGUUUAUUAUGAGAUUUUAUUUGUAUAAUUCUCAUAUGCAAAAAAAAACAAACAAACUUUCAGGCUAUAUAAAAAAGUUAAACAAUAUCAGAAUGGGUUUUGUUUUUGUUUAAACUCCCAUGAUAUUCAAGAGUAUAGUAGUUCUAGUAAGAAAAGUUGAAAUGAAUAGGUUAGGAAUUAUAUAUUUAGGAAACCUUCUUCUUUGUGGCUAUCUUACCCUGUAGCCAGUGAACUACUUUAAUAAUGGCCAUUUUCUAAGCAAAAAAAAAGAAAAAAAAAAGAGAGAGAGAGAGAAAGAAAAAGAAAAAACUUAUGCUAAAAUUUUGUCCCAAAUCCCUUAGAAGGCUGUGGAACAAAAGUCUUUAUAAAUACCAAAGCUUUAGUGUGUAUAGAGUAGUGUUAUUUUUGUAUGACUGUGAUUAUAGAGCAAAUAAUCACAAUACUAUAUGUGAGUAGGUAAGCUAGAUGCCAUAUCAGUAAAUACCAGUAUUGUUAAAAGGAUCUGACUAACAUAAGCCACCACUUGAUCCUGUAAGGGGAUGAUUGUAGAUUUGAAGUUUGAUUUGGCAUUGGGAACAAUCUAAUUAUUUGAAUGUGGUCAGCCAGAUUUAAGGCUCGUUUCUUUGAGUGUGCUAGAGUUGAUGCAGCAGUCAAUGGAAAUGUGUCUUUUAAUGCCAGUGAGCAAUGGUGGGGCCUAAACUUAGGUGUCUUUGAUUAUGUGGAAUGCAUUGUAUUCACCGCACGGCACCUUAGUUUAAGUGUUAUUGUUGUUGUUUGGCUGAGAUGCAUGGUUGACUGAAGAGCUCGAGCACUCUUGGAAGCAAAAAAGCUUUAGAUUGCAUAUGAAGGGAUUAAGACUGAUUUAUUAUGGUAUGAAUUAAUAAUAUUUUGAGUUCUUUUGAAACUAAUUCUGUGAAGGGAUGAGGUCAUUUUUGUUGAUAAGGUACUACCUGACUUAUUUAUGUGGUUAUCUGUCUGUAUAUUUAUUUAUUUAUAGAUUGGUUAUAUGAACACAAGUAGAAAUGGCCCAGAACGUUUUUUCUUUGAUUGAACUUUUGCGAUAUUAGUUGUGCUUCUCUAAAUUUCCGUCUUAUUUUGAUUUUGUUUCGUAUAUGUACUUCUUACUUUUAAUGUUUAAUCUAGGGCUUACUCUUAUGAUUUGAAAUCCACAAAACAGAAAUAAAAACAUUUCUGUGAUUUCUUUUUAAGUUUCUUUAGAGGUAAUUGCCAUUAAUUCCAUGCCAGUGAUCCAAAAAGAUUUUAAAAAAAUCUUUGAAGUUCUUGGUUGGUGUAAUCUGGCAAAGGACCAUGGAAAGGAAAGUACAAAAAUAAAUGUAAAAUCCUUUCAAAUUGAAGGACUUUUUGUAAUAUGUUUGUGUAAUUUUAUGACUGGAUUUUAGGCAAAAUGUCUGAAAAUUAAAUUUUCUUCAGUUAAAAGUCCUAGAAACAUGGUUCUAAAUAUAUAGAAAUACUUUUCCUUUAUAUCAGUUUGCAAUUUAAAUUUUAGCUUAAUAUUAAGCUUCCCUUUAGCAGUGAUUAUAUUAAUGUUCCACUGUAAAUAUGAAGGCAUUACAUGCUGCCACAAUGAUAUUACAGAUGUUAAAACGUCAAUUGAAAUCAGGCUAACAGGAAUUCCAACAUUCUCUGCUCUUUUCAUCAUGCUAAUAGCAAUGUUCCCAAUGGAUGAAACUGAAUUCCCAUAUUUAAUUAUUUAACAUCUUUGUGUCCUCUUUCUUUUAGGUACCAUUAUGAUGAUAUCAAGUUCAACAAAUUAACCCAGUGCUGCUGGGCAUAGCAUGUACGUACAUGCCAUGCCCACUGUGAGUUUACUUUAUUAAUUGUUUUUACACAUAGAUGGCUCUACAUGUACUAAGUCACCAGUGAGUCAAUUAUGAGAACUGCCUGUCUCACCCGUUUACCCUUUUCCUUAAUUUAUGAAAAUAUUCUACAUUAUUUUAAUUGACUGUUACUUAUGUUUAUAACAUUAUAGUAAUUAUAAUGUCUGUAAUGAAAAUAACACCAUCAAUGUUCAUAGCAUUAGUAAAAAAAGUUUUUCCCACCAGUUCAAGGAAAGUUGAAAUCAGGUAAGGUCACAAGGUCUACUAAUUGACUCCUUUGUUGCUAAGCAUUAGCAGAGCCAUCUAUGUGCAUAGACAUUAAAAAAAGAAAAAAAAAAAAAAAAAAAAAAAAAUUUACUGGUGGCAUUGGGGUAAUAUGUAUGAUAUUAAUCUCCAUUUUCAAUUAGCCAUGUGUUGGACACAUGAUACAUAUUUUCAUGUUAUUUUUCUUGUAACAUUUAUUUUUGAGAAUUACUGCAUGAUACUCUUGGUACAGGGUGGAGGAAAUGGUUGAUUAAAACUAAUAUUCUAAUAAAAUGAAUAUAAACAAUACUUGGGUAGAGAUUUUUUAGUGUAACAAACUAGUCACUGCAAGGAAAAUAAAAAAGGAAAUUUCUUUUA
Molecule: messenger RNA, 3609 nt
Organism: Penaeus monodon (black tiger shrimp)
Lineage: Eukaryota; Metazoa; Arthropoda; Malacostraca; Decapoda; Penaeidae
Exons: 6
Coding region: 1-639 (212 amino acids)
Source: RefSeq, a predicted model, not a curated record